Megalops cyprinoides (Indo-Pacific tarpon) is the source of this 1534-nucleotide messenger RNA. It is a transcript of the gene slc16a8, whose product is annotated as solute carrier family 16 member 8. The transcript is spliced from 4 exons. Gene Ontology annotation, molecular function: monocarboxylic acid transmembrane transporter activity. Gene Ontology annotation, biological process: monocarboxylic acid transport; transmembrane transport. NCBI's taxonomy places the organism in Eukaryota, Metazoa, Chordata, Actinopteri, Elopiformes, Megalopidae. The record is from RefSeq and is a predicted model, not a curated record. Bases 2 to 1534 code for a protein of 510 amino acids. Gene Ontology annotation, cellular component: membrane.
UAUGCUGAUCGCUAUUUCUCUCCUCUGGCAUGGGCAGGUAUCUGGGGGUGAAAUGGGAGCCAGCACAGGUGACCGGGGAAGGGCACGGGCCCCUGAUGGUGGCUGGGGCUGGAUGGUGCUGCUCAGCUGCUUCAUGGUCACUGGCUUCUCUUACGCCUUCCCGAAAGCCGUCAGCGUGUACUUCAAGGAGCUGAUGCGAGACUUUGGGGUGGGCUACAGCGACACCGCCUGGAUCUCCUCCAUCAUGCUGGCAAUGCUCUAUGGCUCAGGCCCUGUGUCCAGUGUGAUGGUGAAUAAAUUUGGAUGUCGGCCAGUGAUGCUGUUUGGGGGCUUACUGGCAUCAGCAGGCAUGGUGGCAGCUUCCUUCACUACCAAUAUUAUCCAGCUUUACCUUACUGCUGGUGUUGUCACAGGUCUGGGCCUAGCACUGAACUUCCAGCCCUCUCUCAUCAUGCUGGGCACCUACUUUGACCGAAGAAGACCGCUGGCCAAUGGCCUGGCAGCAGCUGGGAGCCCAGUGUUCCUGUCGGCCCUCUCCCCACUGGGUCAGGUCCUCCUGGACUGCUACGGCUGGAGAGGGGGGUUCCUCAUAAUGGGGGGGCUGCUGCUCAACUGCUGCACCUGUGGUGCCGUCAUGAGGCCCCUAAACGGGAGGAAGAGGAGGGGGAAGGAGGCUGGACGAGAGUCAAAUGCCCAAGAAAUGAAAGAGAUGCUACCUUCAAAAAUCGGCCAAGAGAGUGGUGAGAAGAAGAAGCAGCAGAAGGAGGAGCCCAAGACGAAGAGGCUGCUUGACUUUAGCGUCCUCCGUAACAAGGGGCUGGUGAUCUACAUCAUAGCCAAGUUUAUAGUGGUCCUGGGCCUGUUUGUUCCCCCCAUUCUCCUGGUCAACUAUGCCAAGGACCAGGGCGUGCCGGACCGUGACGCCGCCUUCCUGCUCUCUAUCAUCGGCUUCAUCGACAUCUUCGCCCGGCCCACGUGCGGCGUUGUGGCGGGUGUGCGGUGGGUGCGGCCCAAGAACGCCUACUUCCUCAGCCUGGCGCUGCUGUUCAAUGGCCUGACGGACGUGUGCUCGGCGCAGGCCAGCGACUACCCCCAGCUGGUGGUCUUCUGCGUGUUCUUCGGGCUGUCCUACGGCAUGGUGGGCGCCUUGCAGUUCGAGGUGCUGAUGGGCAUCGUCGGGACAGGCGGCUUCUCCAGCGCCCUGGGGCUGGUGCUACUCAUCGAGGCCGUGGCCAUACUCAUCGGACCACCCUCAGCUGGUCGCCUGGUAGACGCAUACAGGAACUACGAGCUGAUUUUCUACAUGGCUGGCGGAGAGCUGAUUACUGCAGGCGUGUUCCUUGCCAUGGCGUUUUACUGCUGUGUUUCGCGGAACAAAGCCACAAGCACGCCCAAAGUGGAAGAGAAGGACGUGGAGGCAGAGGUGCCGCUGACUGACAGGAGCUGUGUGCACUGCAACACGGACUGGGCCAAUCACGAGAAAAAACUCACCUACAGCGUCGCCUGGAAGCGGGAGGGGAAGGAGCAGAUUUAG